Molecule: messenger RNA, 312 nt
Organism: Durusdinium trenchii
Lineage: Eukaryota; Dinophyceae; Suessiales; Symbiodiniaceae
Source: the annotation of a GenBank genome assembly
AUGGCUGCGCCCAUGGUGGCACCCAUGGUGGCACCCAUGGUCUUCGCGCCGGAGUGGCGCGUGCAACAGCUGGAAUGGCGUUUGGCAGAGGUCGAACGAGUCUUGGCCACUUUGAAGCCCAACGGAGGGACCAGCGAUGAAGGAGGAGAUCUGGCACGGGGAGCCCCAACAGUGACAACAGCUUGUUGCGCGCCAACUCCGAAGCCUUUGACUCGUCCCUUUUCCUGCCAUCGGGCGAUGAAGUGCGUGGGGGCGUGGCCACGAUGGGUCCCUGCUACGAAGUCCAACAUUCCAUUUGGGACAGCUGCAUGA